AUGACAGUUUUCGAUGCUCUGAAUUAUAAAAACGAAGUUUUUCGAGGAUACAUAACUUGGGGUGGUUUACUGUUGAUAAAAAUGUUACUAAUGUCGUUAUAUACAGCAUUUCAGCGAAUUCAAAAGGGUGCUUAUGAAAAUUCAGAAGAUGUUGGUAGCCACGGUGAAUCGGCCAUCAAGAAAGACAAAGAUGUAGAAAGAGUAAGACGAGCUCAUCAGAAUGACUUAGAAAAUAUUCCGGCUUUUCUUAUCGCGUCGUUUAUGUUUGUCUGCGUUGAACCCGACCCAAUUGCUGCCUUUUGGAUGAUUCGAAUAGCUGUUGUUGCAAGAUUUCUUCAUACAAUUGUUUAUGCAAUUUAUCCCAUCCGACAGCCUGUAAGGACAUUAUGCUUUUCAAUAUGUCUUGCAAUAACACUUGCAAUGAUCAUUUGGUCGAUUGUUCUUUUCUGUCACUUUUAA
Molecule: messenger RNA, 459 nt
Organism: Clunio marinus
Lineage: Eukaryota; Metazoa; Arthropoda; Insecta; Diptera; Chironomidae
Source: the annotation of a GenBank genome assembly